Messenger RNA from Owenia fusiformis, 642 nucleotides. Lineage: Eukaryota; Metazoa; Annelida; Polychaeta; Sabellida; Oweniidae. The record is from the annotation of a GenBank genome assembly.
UGUGGAUAAGGCCAUGCCUGCUAGUACAACCUCUUGGUUCAUUUGCAGUCAAUGGGAUUCACCCUUGCUGAGAUUAUCAAUGAGUUAUCAGAUCCCUAUGUUCUUGUACUCUAUAGAGAGAACCUACUGGAACAAUAUGUCAGCUGGAAGAUCGCAGAUAAGAAUAAAGUGUGGUGGUCUACGCAUUCAAAUCCUGAUACAACUGUGCCAGUGACACUAUCAGCUCUUGAUAAGUUUAUACAAGAAGAAAAACAACAGUGGGCUGAAGCCAUGAAACAUAUCAUCAAAUCUAAAACAAUGUUUGUGAAAUAUGAGAAUUUACGUGAUGAUAAGUACACAGAGCUGAAUCGAAUAUUGAAAUUCUUUAAAUUAGGUAGAACAGAUAGAGUAUUUCUUGAUAUGAUUACGCAACAAAAUCCACAAAAGAUUGAAAACAAAGUGUCCAACUAUGAGGAAAUCAAGCGGCAUAUCUUGCAGAAUACUGAUAAAUACACUUUGAAUUUACAGUAAGGCCUGAACAGGUUCAUUUUUUGUUUGGAUGGACAUUAACAUUUGAAAAAGGACUUGGUGAACGGGCUUUUUUCUGUUAAAUCAUUGAAAAAUUUAUUUACCAAUGUCUAUGACAGCUCUGGUCUUAAAUCA